AUGUUGAAGUCAACAUUUUCGAGAAAUGUUACAGGUAUAAAAAAUCUUUGGAACUCUGGAUAUCAUGCUAGAUUCUUUGCGACAGAAGCAUUGCCUUAUACAUCAUUUGGUGCAUCACAUAAAGCUAAUGGGCAGCUAAGAAGAACUUUUGAUGAUCUUGAUUAUUGGCAUGAUGCGAACAGAGAUAACUUUACUGCAAAAACCGUAAAGGGAAAGGUGCUGUCUAACCUCACAUUCGGUGGUCAAUCGCAAUCCAAUGCAGGUCUUUUCAGGAACCCAUAUUUAAAAUCCCCAGACGGACUGCGAAAGUUUAGUCGGCAUUCACUUAUGCAAGCAGAGAGUGCUUUGGAAGAUAUGAGAUCAGAUCAUUCCAAGGAAGGUCUUUUAAAGUACAUUAUGAGAUUGGAUCAACUGAGUGACACAUUGUGUAGAGUAAUUGAUCUAUGCGAGUUCAUACGAUCAUCACACCCUGAUAACUCCUAUUUAGAAGCAGCGCAAGCCUGUCACGAAGAGAUGUUUGAGUUCAUGAAUGUUCUAAAUACAGAUGUCGCUCUCUGUGACACUUUAAAAAGCGUUUUAAGCAAUACAGAAAUAUCUUCCAGAUUGUCAGAAGAAGAGAUUAAGGUGGGGAAACUUCUUCUAGAAGACUUUGAAAAAUCAGGUAUUCGAAUGGAGCCAGAUAUCAGGGAACAGUUCAUUGCACUUUCUCAGCAAAUAAGUGUUGUGGGACAAGAUUUUAUAAAUAAUACAGAUUACGUGCAGUCCAAUUAUUUGAAGAUAAAAUGCGAGGAUUUGAGAAAAAGCGGGCUCAAUUCUUUAAUCCUAAAUCAACUAUCCCAAGAUAUUAGUGGGCAAUGCUAUAGAGUUCCCACAAAUGGCUAUGUUGCUUACUCUAUAUUGAGAAGCUGUCCCGAUGACCAAAUUAGAAUGAAGGUCUGGGCGGCGAUGCAUAGUUGUUCCGAGAAACAGAUAAAAAGGUUGAAACAGCUUAUAAGUCUUCGAGCUGUGUUAGCAAAUCUAAUGGGUAGAAAAAGUUUUGCUGAGUAUCAGCUGGAUGGUAAGAUGGCGAAGACGCCUGAACAAGUUUGCGAUUUCAUUAGUACUCUGAUGGAUAAUAUAAAACCCAAGGCUGCUGAUGAACUGAAAUUUAUUCACAAUUUGAAGAAUCCCAAUCUUGAUAAAAAGCGGAUGGCAGCUGAUUCCGUCGAUGGCAUACUUUCCGACGUUAGACCUUGGGACCGUGAUUUUUACAGUACUGUUCAUUCCAUUCAGCAACGGCGGUCAGCCGCAGAUGACGAGCAGAUCAGCUCAUACUUUACACUCGGUACCGUAAUGGAAGGUCUCUCAGACUUGUUUCAAAGAAUAUACGGAAUCAGACUUGAACCAAUUAUAGCUGAGAGAGGUGAGACGUGGUCACCCGAAGUUAGACGCUUGAAUGUUGUAUCAGAGAGAGAUGGCUUGAUCGGUGUGGUAUAUUGCGAUCUUUUCGAACGUCAGGGCAAAACAAGCAACCCAUCCCAUUUCACCAUUUGUUGUUCGAGACAAAUAUAUCCCCAUGAACUGGAUACAUCAACAGUACAAAUGGGUAGAAAUCGUGAUGGCACCCGUUUUCAACUACCCAUAAUAAGUCUUAUUUGCAACUUUUCGUCGGCAACAGAUUCUACUGGAAAAUCUGUAUGCCUCUUGCAAUUAAGCGAAGUUGAAACUUUGUUUCAUGAGAUGGGUCAUGCUAUGCAUUCGAUGCUUGGUAGAACACGUCUUCAGAAUAUUUCGGGUACCCGAUGUGUCACAGAUUUUGUGGAAUUACCAAGUAUUCUUAUGGAACAUUUCGCGCGUGAUUCAAGAGUCCUGAAAGAAAUAGGACGGCACUACGAAACUGGUGCCCCAAUUCCUGACAGUUUGCUACAGUCACAUAUCCAAGAAUCAAAUUUUAUGCAAUAUUGCGAAACUUAUUCUCAAGCGAAAAUGGCAAUGUUGGAUCAAGAGUUGCACAGUGAAAAGAUAGUUAAAGGGCUUGAGACUUUGGAUGUCACUAAUUUGUAUCAAGAAUUAGAGAGAAAAAUGAAAGUUCUAGUUGAUGACAAGAGCAAUUGGUGUGGCAAAUUUGGACAUCUAUUCGGGUACGGUGCAACAUAUUACAGUUAUCUGUUUGAUCGCGCUAUAGCGUCAAAGAUUUGGGAUGAGCUUUUUUCGAAAGAACCUUACAGUAGAAAAAAUGGAGAGAAAUUCAUUGAAUGUGUCCUGAAGUGGGGAGGCUCGAGAGAUCCUUGGGCUUGUAUUGCCGACCUUUUUGAUAAACCAGAACUGUCGAAAGGAGGAACAAGAGCUAUGGAGUUUAUUGGGCAGGCUCAAGAUUUAUAA
This is a messenger RNA of Zygotorulaspora mrakii, 2361 nucleotides long. It is a transcript of the gene OCT1, whose product is annotated as metalloendopeptidase. The record is from RefSeq and is a predicted model, not a curated record. Gene Ontology annotation, molecular function: metalloendopeptidase activity. Bases 1 to 2361 code for a protein of 786 amino acids. Gene Ontology annotation, biological process: peptide metabolic process. Gene Ontology annotation, cellular component: mitochondrion. The transcript has a single exon. NCBI's taxonomy places the organism in Eukaryota, Fungi, Ascomycota, Saccharomycetes, Saccharomycetales, Saccharomycetaceae.